This is a messenger RNA of Raphanus sativus (radish), 732 nucleotides long. RefSeq lists its product as uncharacterized. The transcript is spliced from 2 exons. NCBI's taxonomy places the organism in Eukaryota, Viridiplantae, Streptophyta, Magnoliopsida, Brassicales, Brassicaceae. Gene Ontology annotation, molecular function: RNA-DNA hybrid ribonuclease activity; nucleic acid binding. The record is from RefSeq and is a predicted model, not a curated record. The coding region runs from base 1 to 732 and encodes 243 amino acids.
AUGAAAAAUGUCUGGAGCUUGAUCCCACUAAAGACGACCUUUGACCCUGACCUCUUCCACUCCUUCGUAGUUGCGGUGGAAAGUCUAACUCCUUUGACUUGUCUCCCACCGUGUGGAUCUCCUGGGGAUGUGUUUUCUUGGGUUUGUUGGUGCUUGUGGACCACGAGAAACCAGCUUCUAUUCGAAGCUCGCCCGGCCUCAGCUCAGAUCACAGCUACAAAAGCUCUUACGAAUGCGCUGGAAUGGUCACAGGCGCAAGUUCCUCUCACCGACGCCUCAAAGGAUACUCAGAUCGCAGUAACCCUACAUUCGAUUCCGGCCGACACAGUUACUUGCAGAACGGAUGCGGCCUGGAAGAAGGAAACUUCAGAAGCGGGACUGGCAUGGAUCUUCGACUCUUGCUCUUCGUUGACUGCCUCCGAUGGUUGCCAAUAUCAAUCACGAGUCUCCUAUGUUCUCAUGGCUGAAGGGUUAGCGGUUAGGGAAGCUCUAUCCCACGCUCAACACAUCGGCAUCACCAAAAUCUGGAUUAAAUCAGAUUCUCUCUCGCUUGUAAAAGCGAUCAAUUCGAUCUCAAAGCCGAGGAUGCUCUACGGAGUAUUAUCGGACAUCAAAUCCCUUUCAUCUUCCUUUGGUUUUUGUUGUUUCUCUCAUAUUCCAAGACUUGAGAAUGGGCUUGCUGAUGGACUAGCAAAAGCUUGUCUCUCCAAUGUUGUAACCACUUGGGCCUGA